This is a messenger RNA of Durio zibethinus, 1235 nucleotides long. Its product is annotated as (R,S)-reticuline 7-O-methyltransferase-like. The record is from RefSeq and is a predicted model, not a curated record. Lineage: Eukaryota; Viridiplantae; Streptophyta; Magnoliopsida; Malvales; Malvaceae. Gene Ontology annotation, molecular function: protein dimerization activity; O-methyltransferase activity.
GCCAGCUUAGGUCUCUUGGUCUUCUUCUUUAAUUUCUACUAGACUUCCCAGCUAUCUUCCAUCGUUCUGCAACUUCUCCUAGUUCUCUUUCUCUACACCAACUUCGCAUUAGAAUUAAGAAUCAGACUCUUGGAAAAGGAUAUCUCGAAUUAAAUGGAAUCGAAAGAAGCUGAGGCGAUGCUACAAAGCCAAGCCACAAUAUGGCAAUUCAUGUACAGCUUCGCAGAUUCUAUGGCACUUAAGUCUGUUGUGGAACUCCGCAUAGCUGAUAUAAUACACUCUCACGAUGGGCCAGUCACUUUGGCACAAAUAGCUUCACGUAUUGAUGGCGCUACUUCUCCGGAUAUUACCUGCCUCGCUCGCAUCAUGAGAUUGCUCGUCCGGAGAAAGCUUUUCACUGUCCAUCAUCCUUCCGACGGUGGAGAGCCCCUCUAUGGCCUGACUCACUCAUCAAGAUGGCUCCUACAUGACUCGGAGCUAAGCCUGGCACCCAUGAUACUUAUGGAGAACCAUCCGUGGCAAAUGGCUCCCUGGCACUACUUUAGCCAAUGUGUUAGAGAAGGUGGCACUGCUUUCAAGAUGGCUCAUGGAUGUGAGAUGUUUGAGUUUGCAUCAGGAAAUCCUCAAUUCAACGAUCUUUUUAACGAUGCCAUGACCAGUACAUCCAAAGUGAUGACCAGAGAAAUUCUAUCAGGCUGUAAAGAAGGUUUCAGCUCCAUAGGAUCAUUGGUUGACGUCGGAGGUGGGACAGGAGGCUUGGUGUUUGAGAUUGUGAAAGCAUAUCCGCACAUCAAAGGGACUAACUUCGAUUUGCCACACGUCAUCGAGAAAGCACCAACAUACCCUGGGGUCUGCCACAUUGGAGGUGAUAUGUUUGAGUCCAUUCCUAAAGCUGAUGCAGUUAUCAUGAAGUUUAUAUUGCAUGAUUGGAGCGACGAAGAUUGCAUCAAAAUUUUAAAAAACUGCAGAAAUGCAAUUCCAGCAGAAACAGGGAAAGUCAUUUUAGUGGAAUGCGUUUUGCAACCAGAUGGUAGUGGCCUCUUUGACGAUGUGAGGCUGAUAUUCGAUCUUCUGAUGCUUGCACAUUGCUCUGGUGGAAAAGAAAGGACUGAACUUGAAUGGAAGAAAAUAUUGAAGGAAGGAGGCUUCCCUCGUUACAAAAUCAUCAACAUUCCUGCUUUGCCCUCCAUUAUCGAGGCCUACCCAAUUGGGGAAAAUAAUUAAGGUAGCUAUAU